AUGAAGUCGCGCAUAUGUCCCGCUCUGGUGCCGCUGGCCGGCCUACUUUCCUUGACGAAUGCGCUCACUCUGGACCUCAACAGCUUAGAUUCGAUCAAGUCUGUUACCUCUACAUUAGCAUACGAUAUGAUGACCUAUUAUUCGGGCAAUCAGUCCGGUCAAGUGCCAGGUUUACUGCCGGGGCCGUGUGACUCGACUGCUUGUUAUUACUGGUGGGAGGCUGGCGCGAUGUUUGGAUCUCUUAUCAAUUACUGGCAGUAUACUGGGGACGACAGCUACAACUCCGUCGUGACGCAAGCUUUACAGUUUCAGGUUGGACCCGAAGAGAACUUCAAUCCUCCCAACCAGAGCAAGAACAUGGGGGUGGACGACCAAGCAUUCUGGGCAUUCACGGCCAUGGACGCUGCUGAAGCCAAUCUGCCGGAUGUUGGAGGCGAUGCCCCUUCUUGGCUGGCUCUGGCUCAAGCAGUGUUCAAUUUUCAAUCGACUCUCUGGGACGCUGCAACGUGCAACGGGGGGAUGAGGUGGCAGGUGUAUUCUUUCAAUUCGGGCUACAAUCUGAAGAACACCAUCUCCAACGGCGGAAACUUUCAACUGGCGGCGCGUCUGGCUCGAUACACCGGGAACCAGUCCUAUGCGGACUGGGCAAUCCAGAUGUGGGAUUGGAUGGAAGCGAGCCCGUUAUUUCAAUAUCAGGAUGACGUCCUCUACAUCUGGGACAACACGGAUGUGAACAACAACUGCACGGAUGUGGCACAUUAUGCAUGGACCUACAACUACGGCACGAUGCUCAUGGGAGCUGCUGCCAUGUACAACUUCACCAAUGGGGCUGAACCGUGGGGGACCCGGGUCAACCAGAUCCUGCAGGGCGCCUUCAACCUAUUUUUCCCCGCGGAAUAUGGCGGCGACAUUAUGACCGAGUUCCAAUGUGAACCAACCAUGGUGUGCAACAACGACCAAAGCAGUUUCAAAGCCUACUUGUCUCGUUGGAUGGCGGUUACCGCCUUGAUCGUGCCCAAUACUUACGACAUGAUUAUGCCCAAGCUGCGGGCAAGCGCUAACGCCGCGGCACAGCAAUGUACCGGAGGGGAUAAUGGGCGCAUGUGUGGGCGACGGUGGUAUUCAAAUUUUGAUGGCUCCACGGGCGUGGGACAACAGAUGCAAGCACUUGCCGUCAUCGGAGCAUCAACUGUACGUCCAGAAAUCGCGCCCAAGACGGCCAAUACCGGAGGCACAUCCGAGAGUAAUCCCGAGGCUGGGACGGACAUCGACGCGGAUCCAAUCCAACACUCACCCAUUACCAAGGGAGAUCAAGCUGGCGCCGGUAUUUUGACCGUCUUGUGUGUCGGCAUCAUUGUGGGAGGUACCAUUUGGAUUGUUUUAUAG
Molecule: messenger RNA, 1386 nt
Organism: Fonsecaea nubica
Lineage: Eukaryota; Fungi; Ascomycota; Eurotiomycetes; Chaetothyriales; Herpotrichiellaceae
Exons: 2
Coding region: 1-1386 (461 amino acids)
Biological process (GO): fungal-type cell wall biogenesis; carbohydrate catabolic process
Molecular function (GO): mannan endo-1,6-alpha-mannosidase activity
Source: RefSeq, a predicted model, not a curated record